This is a messenger RNA of Dromiciops gliroides (monito del monte), 3123 nucleotides long. It is a transcript of the gene DPYSL4, whose product is annotated as dihydropyrimidinase like 4. The transcript has 14 exons. Lineage: Eukaryota; Metazoa; Chordata; Mammalia; Microbiotheria; Microbiotheriidae. Gene Ontology annotation, molecular function: hydrolase activity, acting on carbon-nitrogen (but not peptide) bonds, in cyclic amides. The coding region runs from base 16 to 2013 and encodes 665 amino acids. Gene Ontology annotation, cellular component: cytosol; cytoplasm. The record is from RefSeq and is a predicted model, not a curated record.
UCUGGAGGCCACCCCAUGGCCGAGAGGCAAGAACCUCAGACCAGAAAGCCAGAACUGCCCGCCUGCUUCGCUUCCCUGGGCUCGGGCAGCAGCCCCAAAGCCAGGCACAAAUUCGGCGGUAUGUUCUGCAAUGUGGCAGACGCUUUUGAAAACAAGACCCUGACCUUCGUCUCGACGAGUAUCGCCAAGAGGAGCGGCCGCCUAAGUUCCAGCUCCACCCAGGCCAGCGAGACCUACAGCAGUACCCGCGAGACCACCGAAGAGGGCGCAGGGUCCUGGGAGCCCGGCCCCCAAUCUGCCGCUGGGGUUCCUCCGAACCAGCCCCAGAGUGACCGACUGCUGAUCAAAGGUGGAAAGAUAGUCAAUGACGACCAGUCAUUCUAUGCUGACAUAUAUUUGGAAGAUGGUUUGAUAAAACAAAUUGGAGAAAACCUCAUUGUUCCUGGUGGAAUCAAAAUUAUUGAUGCAUAUGGUCUGCUGGUCCUGCCAGGUGGAAUAGAUGUGCACACACGGCUACAGGUCUCUGUCAUGGGAAUGAAUUCUGCCGAUGAUUUCUAUCAAGGCACUAAGGCUGCCUUAGCAGGAGGAACCACAAUGAUCUUGGACCAUGUGCUCCCUGAGCCUGGUAUGAACCUGCUCACUGCCUAUGACCAGUGGCGAGAAUCUGCGGACAGUAAAUCAUGCUGUGAUUACUCCCUACACAUUGACAUCACCCGCUGGCAUGAGAGUCUCAAGGAGGAACUGGAGGCCUUGGUGAAAGACAAAGGUGUGAACUCCUUCCAAGUUUUCAUGUCCUAUAAAGACAAAUACCAGUGUACUGACGGCCAGAUGUAUGAAAUUUUCUGCAUCAUCCGAGAACUGGGAGCCAUCGCACAAGUACAUGCUGAAAAUGGGGAUAUUAUUGAUGAGGAACAGAAAAGAUUGUUGGAACUUGGGAUCACUGGACCAGAAGGCCAUGUUCUUAGCCACCCUGAGGAGGUGGAGGCAGAAGCUGUGUACCGGGCAAUCACCAUUGCCAAACAGGCCAAUUGCCCCCUCUAUGUCACCAAAGUGAUGAGCAAAGGAGCAGCAGAUACAAUCGCUCAUGCUAGGCGCAAAGGGACUGUUGUGUAUGGGGAGCCCAUCGCUGCUGGCCUGGGCACUGAUGGCUCACACUACUGGAGUAAGAACUGGGCAAAAGCUGCAGCCUUUGUCACCUCCCCCCCAAUAAGUCCAGACCCAAUGACUCCUGACCAUCUCUCAUCUCUGCUUGCGAGUGGGGAUCUGCAGGCUGCUGGUAGUGCCCACUGCACCUUUACCACAGCCCAGAAAGCCGUCGGCAAAGACAACUUUACAAUGAUUCCAGAAGGCACUAAUGGGAUUGAAGAGAGGAUGGCAAUCAUUUGGGAAAGAUGUGUGGCCUCUGGGAAGAUGGACGAGAAUGAUUUUGUUGCUGUGACCAGUACAAAUGCAGCCAAAAUUUUCAAUCUAUACCCUCGUAAGGGACGGGUGGCUGUGGGGUCUGAUGCAGACCUUGUCAUCUGGAACCCAAAGGCUACCAAUGUCAUCUCGGCUAAGAGCCACCAUGUGAACGUGGAGUACAACAUCUUUGAAGGGACCGAGUGCCGAGGGGCCCCCAUGGUGGUCAUCAGCCAAGGAAGAAUCGUGUUGGAAGAUGGAAAUGUGUUUGUCACUCCAGGAUCAGGCCGCUUUGUCCCUCGGAAAACCUUCCCUGACUUUGUCUAUAAAAGGAUCAAAGCAAGAAACAGGCUGGCAGAGAUUCACGGCGUACCCAGGGGUCUCUAUGAUGGGCCAGUCCAUGAUGGGAUUGUGACGGCCAAGUCAGCAGCCCCAACACCAGCCUCCAGAAUCACCCCCUGCCCUGGCAAGAUCAUGGCCCCAGCCAUCCGCAACCUGCACCAGUCUGGAUUUAGCUUGUCUGGCUCUCAAGCUGAUGACCACAUCGCCCGGAGGCCGGCCCAGAAGAUCAUUGCCCCUCCGGGAGGGCGGUCCAAUAUUACAUCUCUGUCCUAGGAAGGCCUUUCUGGCCCUCAGCACUGGUUCUCAUUGGCCACCUACUAAGAGUCUUUGGAAAAGGGCCCACAGUAGGCCCCCCUUUCUGAGCAGUCUGGGUCCCACUGUAAGACACCACCCCAAGAGAAGGCAGGCCCAGGGCGUUUGCACUGCCCACACAUGCCAGUGCAGAGGGGGCAUUCCCAGAUCCACAGGUCCAGCUGCUGCCUGGCUUCCUCCCAUGCCCACCCUCCUCCAAGGAAGAAAGUGGGGGCCAGAGAAGGCAGCUGGCUCAACCCCUCAUCAAUCAGUCAGGGCUGGCUACCAAAUGCUACAGACGACACUUAUUCAAGACCCUUCCAUUCCCUUCGGCAUUGAGCAAGCGUCUACCAUGGGCUGGACGCGGGCUGAGCACAGAGACACAAAGACAAAACUGAAACACUCUUUACCCCGAAGCAGCCCCCCUGCCCAGCCCCCCGGGAGCCCAACCUCAGCAGGCUGGCCAGGCUCGCCACUGCCAUUUAGAACAAGAGGAGCCUCUCCCUCCUUGCCACUUGUCCUGCUGCCAAAUUCUUAAAGCUGAGAUCACCAGGAAUAACGGUGCCCCAUCUGUGACCUUUGUCCCUGGCCAGGACCUCUCCUAUCCACACUGCCAUGAGACCGUGAAGUCCUUACUCAUUUCCCUUCAGGGGCCUGGACUCAAAAGGAGGCCGGCUUUUGCUCAAGCCUGUGCAGUGACAGCUGGCUGGCUUGUUUCACCUGGACAAGGACCAAAUGUUAGCCCAGUUCCCGGCGAGUGUUAAGUCCAGUUAGAUAGCUAGUGUUUGUAUUUGUUAGCAAACUGCGAUUUCACUAGAGCUCUUGGGAAGCUGCGAAGUGACCGACUCUUCUCCAGCUUUCUGUGAAUGAUGCAUGCUAGCGGUAGGACAGACCAUGUAUUCCCUGAGAAUGGAUGCAUUUGACCAAGUAGCCAAAACCCUGUCAGAAGCUGGGUUUCUUUAGCCUGCCCCCCCUCCUAUGUCUUGCAUGGGAUCUUUGGAAACACAGUGUCCCCAUCUUUCCUUGGUGUCCUUUGCCUCUUAGUCCCUGAAAACCACCCACUAAUAAAGGUGCAUUCACCCCCUCUUGUCA